AUGCCCUCCAAGAAAAUGGGAAAUAUGAUGAUGAAGAAGCCCAAAUCUAUGGACCAAGACGACAAGAAAUCCAUGAAGAGAAAAUUCGACAAGGACAAAAAACGCGCACACGACGACCCAAACCCGCUAAUCGAACCCGAGUCGCCCCAGUGGAGCACGCCGGUUCGGACGGGCGCUGGCCCGUCCCGACUGUCUCGGGCCACGAGCCACGGCUCCUUCUCGCCCCUGACGAGGAGCGCGAGCAAGCGGGCCGGACCGGGCCGGGCCUCCCUCCUACGGACCAUGAGCAACAACGAAGGUCUCAACCGCACUUUCUCGAGGAGCACGAGCCGGACGGGCCCGAUACUCUACUCGAACUCGCACGGGCUCGUGAAGCCGCCCGCGAACGAGCAACAGCUCGACUGCAGCCUCGAGGAGCUCUGCUUCGGCUGCGUCAAGAAAAUCAAGAUCACGAGGGACGCCAUCACGGAAAACGGGGAAGUAGUGCAAGAAGACGAGACUUUCACGAUAAAAGUGAAGCCCGGUUGGAGACGGGGCACGAGGAUCACGUUCGAGGGAAAGGGGGACGAAGUGCCGGGGUCGGACCCUGCCGACGUGGUAUUCACAAUAGCCGAGAAAAGGCACGCAUUGUUUUCGAAACGGGACGAUGAUAAUUUGGAGUUCAAACUCGAUAUCCAACUCGUCGAGGCUCUUACCGGCUGCACUUUUAGUGUCCCGUUGCUUGGCGAGCAAAACAGGAUCAGCGUGACGGUGAAUGAUGUCAUAAGUCCCGGUUACGAAAAGAUAAUAUCGGGAAAAGGAAUGCCGAAGCACAACGAGCCCACGACAAGAGGCGACUUGAUAAUCGUAUUUUCGGUCAAGUUCCCGGAGGAAUUGAGUGAUGAGCAGAGAGCUGAGGCUGCAAGAAUUUUGCAGCAAACUUGUUAA
Striga hermonthica is the source of this 927-nucleotide messenger RNA. The record is from the annotation of a GenBank genome assembly. Lineage: Eukaryota; Viridiplantae; Streptophyta; Magnoliopsida; Lamiales; Orobanchaceae.